Messenger RNA from Dromaius novaehollandiae (emu), 990 nucleotides. It is a transcript of the gene MCTS1, whose product is annotated as MCTS1 re-initiation and release factor. The record is from RefSeq and is a predicted model, not a curated record. NCBI's taxonomy places the organism in Eukaryota, Metazoa, Chordata, Aves, Casuariiformes, Dromaiidae. Gene Ontology annotation, molecular function: RNA binding. The coding region runs from base 390 to 845 and encodes 151 amino acids. The transcript is spliced from 6 exons. Gene Ontology annotation, biological process: formation of translation preinitiation complex.
UAGUGAAAACUAUGCAGACAGGCUUUUCUGGUCAGAAGAAUGUGGUAGAUAAAUGGAGGCAACUCCGGGGUGCCAGUGUGUCUGGUGUGAAUUUCACGAGCUCCUACUGUUAGUCUCUCCGAGCUUUUGAGUUUCAUCUCCUAAAAAUCACGUGCUGGAAUUUUGUCUUUACUCAGCUUUUUUGGUGCAAGUACUUAACGCCUGCGGCUCCUGCAGAGCCUGAGCUCCUCCGGAGGGCGUUUUACACCACCUGAGGCGCAGAGAGGGUCUGAUUUGAUGAAAAGGAGAAUGUAUCAAACUGCAUCCAGCUGAAGACUUCAGUUAUUAAAGGUAUUAAGAAUCAACUGAUAGAUCAGUUUCCUGUUAUUGAACCAUGGCUAAACCAGAUCAUGCCAAAGAAAGACCCUGUCAAAAUAGUAAGAUGUCAUGAACAUAUAGAAAUCCUCACUGUGAAUGGGGAGUUGCUGUUCUUCAGGCAAAGAGAAGGGAUUUUUUACCCAACGUUAAGGUUACUCCACAAAUGUAAGUUUCCUGAGGACAGCUCUGGUGGCGGGGAAAGGGAUCCAUUUAUUCUACCACAUCAGCAGGUUGAUAAAGGAGCGAUUAAAUUUGUACUAAGUGGAGCUAAUAUAAUGUGCCCUGGCCUGACAUCUCCUGGAGCAAAACUUUACCCUGCUGCCAUUGAUACUGUUGUUGCAAUAAUGGCAGAGGGAAAACAACAUGCAUUAUGUGUGGGAGUAAUGAAGAUGUCAGCUGAGGACAUUGAGAAGGUCAACAAAGGGAUUGGUAUCGAAAAUAUCCAUUAUUUAAAUGAUGGCCUUUGGCAUAUGAAGACGUACAAGUGAAACAAAAGGAACUGUGUUACUCCAAAGGAAUGCACUUAGAUUAAAUGUGGACUGCUUUGUAAUUCCUUCUGUUUUUAAUGUGACUGAAUGUACAAAUUACUUUGUUCUGUGGCUAUGCUAAAUAAAUCAAGUGAAUGCGAAAGUA